AGGCUGUGCGCCUUGUCGCAGCUGAGAAUAAAGCCAGCAAGCCACAGUAACAAGCACAAGACCGGCUUCUAUUCUACAGCUGGAUUAUUUAUUUCUUUUAUACUGCACCCAAGACAAAGAAGUCACCAAAGGCGACAGCAUUGGAAAGUGAUCACCAAGUUUUAUUUUUUACAAGACAAACCCGAGUUGGACUUUCUCUGUGUACAGACCCCUACCCUGGUGAGGAGAGCUAUGGUCAAUAUGGAGAUUUGUGGCAUGGAUUGUAGCACCAUGAGAGCACUGCUGUCGGAGAGGGCGCACACAUGCCUGGUGCUGGACUGUCGCUCGUUCUUCUCGUUCAGCUCGUCCCACGUCAUCGGCUCCAGCAAUGUCAGGUUCAGCACCAUCGUGAAAAGGAGGGCUAAGGGCAGCAUGGGCUUGGAACACAUCAUCCCCAACGAGGAGCAGCGGUGCCGGCUGAUCGCCGGGCUUUACGAGGCGGUGGUGCUGCUGGAUGAGCGGAGCUGCGAGCUGGAGAGCCUGAGGAAGGACAGCACCAUGAUGCUGGCGGUCAGCGCCUUGUGCAGGGACCCCCGGGGCAGCAGGAUCUUCUUUCUGAAAGGUGGAUAUGAAGCCUUUUCCUCCCAGUGUCCUGAAUGUUGCAGCAAAUGUUCUCCCCCCGUUGGACUAAGCUUGCCCCUGAGUGCCAGCAGUGUGCCAGGCAGUGCCGACUCCAACUGCACACCCUGUGGGACCCCACUGUAUGAUCAGGGGGGACCAGUGGAAAUCCUGCCUUUCCUCUACCUGGGCAGCGCAUACCACGCAUCCAGAAAAGACAUGCUAGAUACUCUUGGCAUAACCGCUCUGAUCAAUGUUUCUGCUAACUGCCCCAACCACUUUGAAGGACACUAUCAGUACAAGAGCAUCCCAGUGGAAGACAGUCACAAAGCAGACAUCAGCUCCUGGUUCAACGAAGCCAUUGACUUCAUAGACUCUGUCAAAAAUAAAGGGGGAAGAGUGUUUGUCCACUGCCAAGCUGGCAUCUCACGUUCUGCUACAAUCUGCCUUGCUUAUCUUAUGAGGACUAACCGCGUGAAGCUGGAUGAAGCUUUUGAGUUUGUCAAGCAGAGAAGGAGCAUUAUCUCCCCUAAUUUCAGUUUCAUGGGACAGCUGCUUCAGUUUGAAUCACAAGUUCUAGCACCUUCCUGUUCCGCAGAGGCUGGUAGCCCCACAAUAUCAGUUUUGGACAGGGGAACAUCUACCACUACUGUCUUCAAUUUCCCAGUCUCUAUCCCUGUCCACCCAGCAGCAAGCUCAUUGAGUUACCUUCAAAGUCCAAUCACUACAUCGCCAAGCUGCUAAGGUAUACAGCUAAAGAGCCUGAACUGGAACACAUGGACUGUAUGUGUUAUUUUAAGUGCAAUACUUUUUAAACACUUUUUGUUUUUAUCAUCAACUUUUUUUGCUUUUAAGCCUUCAGUCAACUAGACGUGAAGGACAAGUUUUAACAACCAGAUGAACUGGUGAAACCACAGAUGACAUACAACUGACAUGACUUGUCAUGAUUUUGGACAUACGUCCUUACCACUAAGGAUCUCGAGAAAGACAGGUCACUAUUGCCUUUUGUUUUACGUCUGAUUAUUGUUUGAUUAUAAAUCUCCGUUUAAUGGGGAUUCAACAGUAUUUCCAUUCCUGAACUUUUUGUACUGCUAAAGUUGAAGAAAGGUUGCGGCCUAUAAAUUGUAGAAUAUGUACGUCCUUUUAUUUAUACUUCAAGCUUCGUCCUGCCUUCAGAAGCCUAAGAUUUCAGGUUUUUUUUUUUUUUUUUUUUCAACGAAGCAAAGGAGAAAUACCUCAGUAUUUUCUGGUACUGUAAUUCCUGUUUGUAAUUCAAGACCAGCUUCAGUUUCCAAAGCACUGAUGAAAAAAAGCACUAGGCCGGAGCCUUCUUCUGAGUUUGCUGACUAUUGUAUAUAUGCUCUGAUUUAUUUAUGAUGCAAAAUAAUAUAUUCCUUCUCCUGGGAGAAGACCAUUUUUAAUACAGAACUAUGACCUUUUUAUACAGAUUAGAAUAAAUUAUGACUUUAUACUGAAA
This is a messenger RNA of Pseudophryne corroboree (corroboree frog), 2074 nucleotides long. It is a transcript of the gene DUSP1, whose product is annotated as dual specificity phosphatase 1. The transcript is spliced from 4 exons. Bases 232 to 1341 code for a protein of 369 amino acids. Gene Ontology annotation, molecular function: protein tyrosine/threonine phosphatase activity; MAP kinase tyrosine phosphatase activity; MAP kinase tyrosine/serine/threonine phosphatase activity. The record is from RefSeq and is a predicted model, not a curated record. NCBI's taxonomy places the organism in Eukaryota, Metazoa, Chordata, Amphibia, Anura, Myobatrachidae. Gene Ontology annotation, biological process: protein dephosphorylation; endoderm formation; negative regulation of p38MAPK cascade. Gene Ontology annotation, cellular component: cytoplasm; nucleus.